CAGACACCACCUAAUGACCCAAAGCGGUUCAAAACGCUCUCUUAACCUCAACCUUCUUGAGAAGAACCUAUUCACAUCAGGUUUUGGCCCCACAGCAAUGAUGUUUGCCUGUGUAUUAAUUUCGAAACUCAGGUGAAUUAACUGAAUUCGAGUCCUACAGGCUUCUACAUGAUCAUCAACGCCAACGGGGUUAAAGUUCUUAUCGCUUAUUAAGAAGAUUACUGCAAUUGACAACAUUUUUUUAUCAUUUCGACGGGAAUUGCUUGGAUAUCGGGCAUGUCAGACUAUUAGGCCUUUUUGACCACGGAACUUUGUAACUUGUAAGUGCACAGUUUAUGGAAAUGUAUGCGAGUCUUUUGCAAUCAGGCGAUUGAUUGAAGUAUUUGGAUGCUAAAGAGACAAUAUUGACAGGUUAAAAGCUUUGUGUUUAGAUUUCUGACAAGGUUACUGGCUUCGAAUUAAUCAGAACGACAUAUACUGAGAACUAUUCGAUAUCACUCUUCUUUAAUUGGAAGGAGUUUUUGCCAAGUGUUAUAUAUGAAGACCCAAAACUUCUCUUCCUGUGUGGGAAAUUCGAAGAUAUCAAAAGAAAAGCUUUUAGCAUGGCUUAUCGCAUUCUUCGCGUUAUCCGUGAAAUUAUCUGACAGUCAAAUCAUUAUGAAAACUACCAUGUUUGAAAUAGCAAGAAAUGCCGAAGAUCAGAAACGGUACGUAUUGAAAGAUUGUCGCAAGAUGGCCGCUGGUGACAUUGACUGUAAAUGUAGAUAUCUUGGACACGAAUGCCAACAGGCUGAUACGACACGUUGUGAAAACUGUUUCUGUUUUAAUGGUACAGAAAGAAUAUUUUAUAUCAAGAAAAGAUAUGGUGCAUUGUGCUUAAGUGUCAACAAUCUCUUUAAUGCUGCUGGGUUUAGCAAAAAAUUCCUGAUUUACAAUCCUACGCCCUCAAAAUGUGCACUACUGGCAAGUAAUAACGGUAUUCGACCUAUGGACUGUGACUCUAACAAUCUUCGUCAAGUGUGGCUUUGGACCCCAGGAAACUUGCUAAUGAAUGCUCAAACAUCAACAUGCCUGGGAACUAGAAAACGAAGCGGUAAUUACCUUCCCAUGACUACAACACAGUGCAAUUCAUUGAAACUAGAACAAGAAUGGCUCUGUGAAGCGAGACAGUCGGUUCAUCUGUUGGGAUUAUCGUUUUCAAAUUAUCCGAAUAUAACUCACGCGGUUAGAUAUCUAAGAAGCAUGCCGAAUCUUCUCGCGAAAAGUAUAAUGGAAAUAGCGAUCAGGGGAAAUUCCUGGACUAUAUUUCCCACUAACAAUCAAAGCGUGUGCUCCGCCAGGAACAAGGAAGGAUUUUUAUAUUUGGAUGAGGAAAACAAUGAAAUAUCCGAGAUUGAUCUGGUAGCUGAAUGUCCCAACAUUUGUUCCAAGAAAUUAUCAUCAACAACCCCUACCAGUAAUUUAUCAAACUGCACAAUUUUAUGGGAAGAGGGUUUUUCUCAAGAUAUUGAACCAUUCAUGGUUGAGAAUCAAGAAGAUGGAUUAUACUUCAAGUGGAAGUCGAAUCCUUAUUCAAGAUUAAAAGGAAUGACAUUGAAAUUGACUAUUGAAUGUUUAAUGAACAACAGCAAUUUUAAAGAAUAUCUUUUCCGUUUGCGAGUGAAAGACGUCAAUUUUUUAGAAGAACGAGAAAAUCAUCGUCGCAACAACAUCGGGAUCGUUGAUUUGGGCAGAAAUUGUACGAGAAAUACGUGUUUGAAAAACAUACCAGUUCCACUAACAUUGAACAAGACAAGUGCAGCCUGCUACAUUGAAUGGGAUGAAUCAAAGGCAAAAAAAACGGACGAAAAUACAACAAUUGUUACCGAAAAUCUCAAAGAUUUGCUGUCUAUUAAAAAAGUUGCAAGAAAUCAUUUUCUUAAGUGGAACCUGACCGCAGCCCCAUUGCUGGCAAAUAUCAAAUUCAACCUGACUAUUCUAUGUUAUAACGACGAGAACAAAAACGCCACCACAGUUGAAAAAAUAUUUUUGGUUCUCCAGACAAGAUACCGAUCAACAAUUACUACAAAAUCAUCUCACGAGUAUCGCCUGUACCUGGCUAUCACUUUACCUAUAAUAAUCCUGCUUGUGAUCGCGCUAGCGGUUGUACUGGUGUAUUGUGCCCUGCAUCGUCGAAGAAAAAGAAAAUUAAAAGAAUCAUUAAGUACCCAACAUCUUCACAGCAGAAUUGAACACCAAAACUCAAGCGUCAGUUUUCAAUUAAACAAUAUCGGUAUUGAAAACAAGAGCGAAGAUAACCCGGUUUACGAACAGUGUACGUCAGUAGCAUAUCCAGCAGUGACAAUUGCUCGGAACGAGUUAUACGAAUGCACAAAAAGUCAAAAAGCAAGAGUGGAAUCUGAUAUUUACGAACAGCCUUUAGAAAACGUGAAAGUUCGCCAGAACAAGCUUUAUGUUAGUGUUGACCCAUCAAAAAAUUCAGGAAGCCCUAAAUUACAUCCAGCAUCAGGAGCUAGCCCAAAAUCUAAUCCAUACAUUGCCCCUAAGCCAGAACUUAAGCCUAAACCUGUAAAUAAAGUGGCCACACCCAAACAAUACAAAGUUCCCAGAGUGAUCCAACCCUCUGAAGAGGAGCAAGCCGAUAUCUACGACCAACCGUCGGAUUAUAUACCAAGCUCGACAGGAAACAACGAAGGCGAAAUGGGCAAAAUUGAAAUACCCUUACAAGAUGUCGGGGGUGAGAGAAUCCAUUCAAUAUACGACAAACCUUUACCGAAUUCUCCUCCGAGUUCAGGCAUUUACGAUUAUGCUUCGAGAGAUGAACUGACAUUUGAAGCUACUCGUUAUCAGGCUGAGAAACCUUUUAGGUCCAAAAAAGAGAGGGAAACAAGUGGAAGUGUAAAUUCCAAUGGUUCAUUGCACGACGCUCCGCAUUAUGAUGUGUUGGAAAGGAUGUAGAAGAAUAGCCGUAAAAAAGGUUAAAAUACAACGAUUUGUUGGGGCACUCCAGAUGUAAAUAUAGCAAAUGUCACCAUAGAAAUAUUAUCAACAAUCUUCAAUGUUCGUCAUAUUCUUGAAAUAUCUAAUAAUCAUUCUUGGAAACCAGAAAGAAGGAUAUGAGUCUUUGUAUAGAAUUAGUGUUAGCCUAUGCCUCGUCCAAGAUAUAAAACAAUUUACAAAUUUACAUGUGGCUGGGUUGAUCAAAAUCGCUGUAUAUUGUAUGCUGUAUGUGGGAACCAAAUUUCUCGUAAAUGUACCAUCUCAACAGUGUCCUGACAAAUCAUAUAACGCCUGUUUCAGACGUCGAACUUUUCAUGUGCCGAACCUAAUGUUAAUGAGCUAAAGUCAAUGUUUAAGUUCAUUUGCAUUCGAUUCAGCACAUGAAAAGUUCGACGUCUGAAACGGCCGGCCUAAGUUUAAAUAGAGCCUUGUAGCGAUCUCACACGGCUUUUCUCGUAAUGCAAAAAUAAUUCUACAUAUGAUUUCAUUGGGAAGACUUACAUGCAUGUACGCUAUAGUUGCCGCUGCAUAUGCGUUUAAAUAACAUCGUCUUUAAAGUAGACAGAAGACAGUUGUACAUGCAUGCAUUGCAUGCGUAAAUUGGAAAGUUUGUAUUAAUUGAACGCAAUUAUAGUAUAUCUCAAACGUGCAAUAAUUAUCUUCUAUAAUCAGUUGCUGGGCACCAGCCUUAAGAGGCAUAGACUGUUUUGCAUAUAAGAUCGUUAGAGUACAGUCGUUUUAUACUAGAAGCAAUUUUGAACGUCGUUGUAUAAUGUCCACUUAUAUCAU
Dendronephthya gigantea is the source of this 3789-nucleotide messenger RNA. RefSeq lists its product as uncharacterized. Lineage: Eukaryota; Metazoa; Cnidaria; Anthozoa; Malacalcyonacea; Nephtheidae. The coding region runs from base 538 to 2958 and encodes 806 amino acids. The transcript has 12 exons. The record is from RefSeq and is a predicted model, not a curated record.